GAUUGCAUUAGGUGUUAGUCGAUUAAAAGUUCAAAAUUGAGCAUUAUGAGGCGACUGAUUAACAAACAUAGAAUCGGUCGGUGGAAUUGUUGAUCAGAAGAAAAAAGAGAGAGAAAAAUGGGUUUGAUUUGUAACCGAAUCGAAAGGCAUGAGAUCAAACCCGGCGACCAUCUCUACACUUACAGAGCUGUUUUCACUUACUCUCAUCACGGAAUUUUUGUUGGGGGAAGCAAGGUAGUACAUUUCAGACCUGAUCGAAACUUCAAGUCAAUCACCGAGACAUCUUCCAACUUUAACGAUCCACCACCAACCCCGUGUCCAACCUUUCCUGAUUGUGGAUUCCGUCAACCAAACAGUGGAGUCGUUCUUUCUUGCCUGGACUGCUUCCUUCGAAACGGUUCUCUUUACCGUUUCGAAUAUGGAGUUUCACCAACACUUUUUCUCACCAGAAUAAGAGGUGGCACAUGCACUACCGCGUUACCCGACCCGCCGGAGACCGUUAUCCAUCGAGCAAUGUAUCUCCUUCAAAACGGUUUCGGUAACUAUGAUGUUUUUCAGAACAACUGUGAGGAUUUUGCAAUGUACUGCAAAACCGGUCUUUUGAUUGUUGAGAAACAAGGAGUUGGAAGAAGUGGUCAAGCUUCUUCUGCUAUCGGUGCUCCGUUGGCCGCUAUGCUUUCUUCUCCUCUCAAAUUGUUAAUGCCAAGUCCUGUCGGUAUCGCUACGGUGACAGCAGGAAUGUACUGCGUGAGUAGAUAUGCAACUGAUAUUGGUGUGAGAAGUGAUGUCAUCAAAGUCGGGGUAGAAGACUUGGCUGUGAACUUGGGAUGGAAUUGUUCCGAUGCGGAGGAGGAGGAGGUAGUUCAAGAUGAAAAUUCAACCUCACUCAUUACCAUAUGAUUUAGAUAAAAUUAAUUCACGAAAGUUCUGUCUGUGUUAUUUAUUUUAAGUUGUUGUAUUACACUAGUAAGUUGGUCGCAGAUAUGAAUCUUUAUUUUACUUCUGCUGAACUAAUGUAUAAGGCCUUUUUUAUUUUCUUUCUUCAUGUAUUCUGCGAUUAUAGUUAGUGCAAGCUACUCAGGUUGUGAAUGGCAGUAAUACUUCUUGUUGCUACUUGUAAUGUCUAAUGAUAAGAUCUUUUCCUAUGA
This is a messenger RNA of Lathyrus oleraceus (garden pea), 1148 nucleotides long. RefSeq names its product protein LEAD-SENSITIVE 1. Lineage: Eukaryota; Viridiplantae; Streptophyta; Magnoliopsida; Fabales; Fabaceae. Bases 118 to 900 code for a protein of 260 amino acids. The transcript is spliced from 3 exons. The record is from RefSeq and is a predicted model, not a curated record.